Molecule: messenger RNA, 850 nt
Organism: Rhagoletis pomonella (apple maggot)
Lineage: Eukaryota; Metazoa; Arthropoda; Insecta; Diptera; Tephritidae
Product: sphingomyelin synthase-related 1-like
Exons: 2
Coding region: 67-618 (183 amino acids)
Biological process (GO): ceramide biosynthetic process
Cellular component (GO): Golgi membrane; endoplasmic reticulum membrane
Molecular function (GO): sphingomyelin synthase activity; ceramide cholinephosphotransferase activity
Source: RefSeq, a predicted model, not a curated record
UUUUUGUCUUAAACAGAUACACCGCGCAAUUUGUAUUUUUUGCACACGUUGACCUGGCUUUUGAAUAUGUUUGGCAUUUUUUUCAUACUCGCCGCACACGAGCACUACUCAAUAGAUGUAUUUGUCGCAUUUUACAUAACAUCGCGCCUCUUUCUGUAUUAUCACACGCUAGCCAAUAAUCAGGCUCUUAUGUCGCAUGAUUCAAACCGUACCCGCAUCUGGUUUCCAAUGUUUAGCUAUUUUGAGAGCUCUAUAGAUGGCAUCGUACCCAAUGAAUUUGACAGCAUCGGAGCUCUGAUUGAUGGUAUGCUCCAGUUUGUUUUAAAUGUCAAAGACACUUGUAUGCUAACAGCGCGUCGCAUUUGGAUUGAUACCCCACAUUUAUAUCUAAGCAGUGGAAACCGACCGUUUAAAUCGGAUUCAUCGGAGCCGCUUAAAGCGAUGAAUAAGCAGCUGGCUGGCAGCGUUUGUAACAUUCAACCUGCGAAUUCAACACAAGCUUCCCCCGACGUAAGUAAAAAGGGAACAUUAAAGUCUUCAGAAUCGCCUUCAGAAAGUGCCACGACAAAGUCAUCGGCACCAAAUAACUGUACAAAAUUGGAUAAAAAGCAGCUGUAGUUAAAAUGCACACAGUCUUAGGCACACAAUUGGCAUUUAUGAUAUCGUAAAUCUAAAUAAAACCAAUAUUUUUAUUAUGUAAGAUAUUUUUAUAUUUAAGUGUUUCAAUCAUUACAUUCCCCCAUGUACAUAGUAUGUAUGUAUACAUAUUUAGCUAGUAAAAUAUCAAACAUACACGUGCAUAUAUGGAAUCCAUGCAGUACUCGUAAAUAAAUAUUCUAGUGAAUUAACA